AUGCAUCUUAACAAGUUCCAACCUACCGAUGUUCGCUUUGUCUGCGGGCUGUCUGGAUAUUUCCACAAGGACCUGCAAGCAGUGAAGCAGAGUCCCAACUAUGAUCCUCUCGCCGACAAUAUCGCACCAGUGACACCAGGAUUCAAGAAGGUUGUCCAGGCAGGAGAGGUGAUCUCGAUUCUGCUUCGCCUCCAAAACGGAGCUGUAGCCAUUGGGGAGUGUGUCGAUGUCAUCUUCUCUGGGACUGCAUCGCGUGACCCCUUAUUCAUCCCUAAAGAACAUCUAUCGUUGCUCAACAAAGUUGUGCGGCCGUGGCUUCUCGAAUGUGAUGUGACGACCUUCCGCUCCAAUGCGGUCAAAAUUGAUCAACCGUGGCCCGAACUGGGAAACAAGAGACUCCACACCGCUGUUCGUUACGGACUAAGUCAAGCUCUCCUAUCUGCGACAGCUCUCGCCAACAAGUGUACCAUAACUGAAGUCGUUGCCCGCGAAUGGAAGACAACGAUCAGUCAGCGGCCAAUAGGUAUCCUCGCUUCCUGCCACCGGAAUGACCAGCUUCAACUAGACAGGAUGAUCAUGAAACAAGUGGCUCUUCUUCCACAUGCCUCAUUUGUUCACGUGAGCGACAUCGGCCCUGGAGGCGAGACUAUGCUUGACUAUGUGCAGUCUGUCUCUCGACGUGUCCAAGAGCGGGGUGAGCCCGGAUAUCGACCAAGGCUUCAUUUUGACGUUUAUGGGACCAUUGGUGAUGCAUUUACGGACGCGGAAAUACCAGGAUUCCUAGAGAAAGUCGAGCAGGCAGCCCGCCCAUAUGACGUGUUGAUUGAAUCCCCAAUUGUGUCUUCCAGUAAAGAAUCUCAAAUUCGACGCCUGCACCAACUUAAAAAGAUCCUUGCCUCUCGCAGAAUCAAUGUGGGAAUCGUCGCAGAUGAAUGGUGCAACACGCUGGAUGACAUCCGGGACUUUGCCGACGCCGAUGCUGUGGACUACGUGCAGGUGAAAACGCCUGAUCUGGGAAGUAUCCAUAACUCCAUUGAUGCGGUCAUGUACUGUGUCAAGGAAAACAUCGGGUGUUGUCUUGGGGGAUCUGCAAAUGAAACCGACAUUUCGGCGCGGAUCACUGCACAGGUGGCUCUGGCAACACAACCGCAGUUCUUGUUAUCCAAGCCUGGGAUUGGGGCUGAUGAGGGAUUGAUGAUUUUGACGAAUGAGAUGAUUAGAACUUUGGCCUUGGUAGACGAUGAUUAG
This is a messenger RNA of Penicillium expansum, 1248 nucleotides long. RefSeq names its product putative methylaspartate ammonia-lyase. The transcript has a single exon. The coding region runs from base 1 to 1248 and encodes 415 amino acids. Gene Ontology annotation, molecular function: methylaspartate ammonia-lyase activity. Lineage: Eukaryota; Fungi; Ascomycota; Eurotiomycetes; Eurotiales; Aspergillaceae. The record is from RefSeq and is a predicted model, not a curated record.